GGCGGGCCACGCUCACCCCGGCGGCCCGGGUACGUCAUCUCCGCGCCGUGCCUCUUCUGAGGAGCGGAAAAGCGCCGUGACGUCGUUGGCUGAUGACGGAAGAGGGAUGGGCGGGACCAGUUGUCCGCGCGUCGAGGGAGCGCCGCGUCACAAAAAGCUCUUGUCGCUCUUGGAUUAUGUCCCCAAAGGAUCUUUGCAGCUCUGCCCCAUCUUAGAGCUUGGAUCCAGAGCCCCCAAGACUGAAUUUUCUUGCUAAGCUUCUGCAUCUUCCUCUGAGCAUACAAUGGCUACUCUAAGCAGGAUGCUAAGGGUCUUGCAGCUUGAAGCCUUCUCCAGGCAGUUUCCCACUUCUUGUGGGCUGCACACAUCUGCCAGUAAGCACAAUUCCAACCGAGUGGCCAUUUCAUGCCUUUCGAGGCAGAAGUACAGCCGGAAAUAUCCAGUGAUGCUGGUGAGGACUGAUGGCUCGACGAUCAAUGUCCGUUACAACGAGCCGAGGAGGAUCCUUUCGCUACCUGUAGACAUCACUACUCUGCCUGAAGCUGAGAGGAAAGCCCGGCUGAGGAAAAGGACCGCCGGCAGGCUGAAAGUCAAAGAGGAGGUUCCUUUGGAAGAUGACUUUAAAUUGGACGAUUACAGGAAGUACUGGAAGAAAAAAUGAUUGAUUUUUGUCUCUGCUGGGGGUGGGGUUUAGGAGGAAAAGAAACUUUGUCACAGCAGAUACUCCAGGUGCAGUCCUAGGCAUGUUUGGAGAGAAAAAAGGCUACAACCCACAGGAGUUGUAAGUUGUUGGGAGUUGUAAGAACUUCUGUCUAAUCAUGGCUUGGAUUUAGCCUUCAUGUUGCAAAAAGUGCUGCAAGGAGAUGAAAGCAGUCCCCAAAUAAAAAGGUUUGUUUUCUUUA
Molecule: messenger RNA, 902 nt
Organism: Varanus komodoensis (Komodo dragon)
Lineage: Eukaryota; Metazoa; Chordata; Lepidosauria; Squamata; Varanidae
Gene: MRPL55
Product: mitochondrial ribosomal protein L55
Exons: 4
Coding region: 284-661 (125 amino acids)
Biological process (GO): translation
Cellular component (GO): mitochondrial large ribosomal subunit
Molecular function (GO): structural constituent of ribosome
Source: RefSeq, a predicted model, not a curated record